Molecule: messenger RNA, 1389 nt
Organism: Musa acuminata AAA Group (dessert banana)
Lineage: Eukaryota; Viridiplantae; Streptophyta; Magnoliopsida; Zingiberales; Musaceae
Product: pentatricopeptide repeat-containing protein At5g50280, chloroplastic-like
Exons: 3
Coding region: 1-1389 (462 amino acids)
Molecular function (GO): protein binding
Source: RefSeq, a predicted model, not a curated record
AUGAUAGACGCCUAUAGUAAACCCGACCAGGUUGAGGAGGCAGAAGGUCUCUUUCAUGAGCUGAAAGAAAAGGGACUAAAGCCAACUACAGCAACGUACAACAUUCUAAUGAAUGCCUACAGCAGAAGAAUGCAACCUGAAAUAGUUGAAUCUUUAAUAACUGAGAUGCAAGGUUUAGGCUUGAAACCAAAUGUCAAAUCAUAUACCUGCCUCAUAAGUGCCUAUGGAAGGCAGAGGAAAAUGAGUGACAUGGCAGCAGAUGCGUUUUUGCGGAUGAAAAAGGCUGGAAUUAAACCCACGUCACACUCAUAUACUGCUUUGAUUCAUGCAUAUUCAGUUGGUGGAUGGCAUGAAAAAGCAUAUGCCGCAUAUGAGAAUAUGAAAAGAGAGGGGAUUUCACCCUCAAUAGAAACAUACACAGCUCUGCUUGAAGCAUUCAGGCGAGCUGGUGAAACUGAUAAAUUAAUGGAGAUAUGGAAAUCCAUGAUCAGCAACAAAGUUGAAGGUACAAGAGUUACAUUUAACAUUAUACUAGAUGGUCUGGCUAAACAUGGUCUCUAUGUUCAAGCAAGAGAUGCGAUAUAUGAAUUUGGAAAACUUGGCUUGCAGCCAACAGUCAUGACCUACAAUAUACUGAUGAAUGCAUAUGCACGGGGAGGGCAACACUGCAAGUUACCGCAGUUGCUGAAAGAUACGAGUGCCCUCAAUUUGAAGCCUGACUCUGUAACUUAUUCGACAAUGAUAUAUGCAUAUGUUCGUGUACGUGAUUUUACUAGAGCAUUCUAUUAUCACAAGCAAAUGGUCAGAAACGGGCAGGUGCCUGAGUCCAGAUCCUAUCAGAAAUUGCGGGCAAUUUUGGAUGUCAAAGCUGCAACAAAAAAUCGGAGGGAUAGAAGUGCUAUACUUGGAAUACUGAAUAGCAAAUUUGGUUUGAAACCGAAAAAAGGCAAGAAGGAUGAAUUCUGGAAAAACAAAAAGAAGAGAUCUAUUAUGUAUGACCAGGGUUGUUGGGGCAAAACUAUCAUUUUGCCCAAAACCCUAAAGCCCUCCCUCUCCCCUACUGUUGUCGCCGUCGUCGCCACCCUGUCGGCGGUGGCCUGUGCGGCGGGUACUGGGGCGCUGCCUCUACCUGCGAGUGACUCGCUCGCGGGCGACGUCGCCCCUGCAAGUGAGCGUCGCCACCUCGAUAGGCGGUUCUGCCCGCGGGGUAGCGCUCGCAGGCGGUGCUGCCUUGCUGGGCAGUCGCCCUUGCAGGGGGUUUUGCCCGCGGGAGUAGCGGCUGCAAGUGCCGUUGCCCCGCGGCGCCUCUACCCGCAGGCUGCCAGCCCCGCCGGCCGAAAGCCUGCUGCAAGCAGGCCGUACUCAUUGGAGAAUGAGUUCACUGAUUGA